CGAUGGGAGAUAAUCUUGUACACCAUCCAUCGAUCUUCGCAACUUCGCCCUUGUAACUGGGUCAUCGGAGUCGCCUCGACAGGAAUCAUGUCGGACGCUGACUUCGAUACUGUUCGACGCUUGCAGGCAGAGCGCAAUGCUCAGGCUGCUGGCAAGAAAGGUUCAAAGACCUUCGAUCCAUCUAGUCAGCGCACUGACUCGUCGACCAAGGUGUCUUUGACUGAGACAUUUGACACAACGCUUUACGAGACCAAUGGCGCAGACAAAUUCGCCGGUUAUCACACCUCACUCCCGGCGGAUGGCGAGGACGACGAAAUGCCCGAUGCCGAUGACGGUCGGAGGUUGAUCGGGCAGUACACGGCAACAAAAGACCAGAUGAACGAGUUCGCAAGCGGAAACGGUGUGGAAGAGGAAGACAUCCUGCUUGGACGUGAGAAGUCUGCCAGGAUAGCAGAUCGUGAGACUGAUUAUCAGAAGCGAAGAUUUGAGCGAGGCCCACUCACGCCCACACGAGCCGAUCCCUUUGCGGCCAACAAACAUGCCGAGGUCACUGAAGGUGCCACAUAUCGAGAGGUCAUGCAGCUGCAAGAGCUGGAACGUGAGGAGGAACGAGUCCAAAAGCUGAUCGCUGAAAAGCAGGUGAACGGUGACGAUGUCGCUGAACAUCAACCAUCUCUAAAAGAAGACACAGACAAGGAGAACGCAGAUGCCGGAUCAACGGUCGAAGCGACGGGUCGAAAGCGAAGGAAGCGCUGGGACGUUUCGAACGAAGACACUCCUGCACCCGAUAGUGCCGAAGCUAAAAAGCGUUCGAGAUGGGAUCAAGCUCCAGCGCCAGAUGGGGCGCCCGCCCCAGCGAAACGGUCCAGAUGGGAUCAAGCGCCGGCAUUGUCGUCAGCGACACCGGCUGGCGGUGCUGUGGUUGCAUCUUCGGAGGCAGGCUUUGGAACCGAUGUUACUGGGAGAAAUGGUGUUUGGUCAGAUGAGGAGCUUGAUAUGAUGCUUCCAACGGAAGGCUAUACAAUUCUCGAGCCUCCUCCCGGUUAUGCACCUGUCAGAUCUGUGGCUAGGAAAGUCGCGGCUACACCGUCUGCCGCAAGCAGCUCAACAGGUAUUGGUGGUUUCAUGAUGCAAGAACCUGAAAACCCCAGAAGCAUGGGCAAACAACUUCCUACUGAGAUCCCUGGUGUUGGCGACCUCCAGUUUUUCAAGGCAGAAGACAUGGCUUACUUUGGAAAAUUGGUUGACGGAGCUGACGAGAACGCCAUGUCAGUGGAUGAACUCAAGGAGCGCAAAAUCAUGCGUCUGCUGCUCAAAGUCAAGAAUGGCACACCGCCAAUGCGUAAGACGGCUCUUCGGCAACUGACCGACAAUGCACGACAAUUUGGCGCGGGGCCUUUAUUCAACCAGAUCCUUCCUCUACUUAUGGAAAAAUCCCUCGAAGACCAAGAACGGCAUUUGCUGGUUAAGGUUAUCGACCGUGUCCUGUAUAAGCUGGAUGAUUUGAUCAGGCCUUAUGUUCAUAAGAUAUUGGUCGUUAUCGAGCCUCUCCUCAUUGACCAGGACUACUAUGCUCGCGUUGAAGGUCGCGAGAUCAUUUCGAAUCUUGCCAAGGCAGCUGGCCUGGCACAUAUGAUCAGUACUAUGCGACCUGAUAUUGAUCAUGUUGAUGAGUACGUCCGCAACACAACCGCAAGAGCGUUCGCUGUGGUGGCAUCAGCAUUGGGCAUCCCAGCGCUUUUGCCUUUCCUGCGAGCAGUGUGUCGGAGCAAGAAGUCGUGGCAGGCCAGGCAUACCGGUGUCAAAAUUGUGCAACAAAUUCCAAUCUUGAUGGGUUGCGCUAUUCUCCCUCAUUUGAAAGGCUUGGUGGACUGUAUUGCGGACAAUCUUAGCGACGAGCAGGCCAAAGUCCGGACGGUGACAUCUCUAGCCAUCGCUGCACUGGCAGAGGCAGCAAACCCAUACGGCAUUGAAAGUUUUGACGAUAUCCUCAACCCCCUUUGGACAGGAGCUCGCAAGCAGCGCGGCAAAGGUCUGGCUGGAUUCUUGAAAGCGGUCGGCUAUAUCAUCCCUCUCAUGGACGAGGAGUACGCAAACUACUACACAAGCCAAAUUAUGGAGAUACUGUUACGUGAAUUCGCAUCUCCGGAUGAAGAGAUGAAGAAGGUCGUGCUGAAAGUCGUAUCUCAGUGUGCAAGCACCGAUGGCGUUACGGCAGGGUAUUUGAAAGAGCACGUCCUUGCAGAAUUCUUCAAGAGUUUUUGGGUCCGGCGAAUGGCCCUCGACAAGAGAAAUUAUCGGCAAGUCGUUGAGACUACCGUCGACCUGGGUCAAAAAGUCGGCGUGAGCGAAAUCGUCAGCCGUAUCGUCAACAACCUCAAGGACGAGAGCGAAGCCUACCGGAAAAUGACGGUCGAAACCAUUGAAAAGGUCAUCGCCUCGUUAGGUGCUGCUGACAUCAACGAACGUCUCGAGGAAAGACUUGUCGAUGGCAUUCUAUAUGCCUUCCAGGAACAAGGAAUCGAGGACAUCGUCAUGCUCAAUGGCUUUGGCACUGUCGUCAAUGCCCUGGGCACUCGCUGCAAACCAUACCUCCCACAAAUUGUCAGCACCAUCCUAUGGCGGCUCAACAACAAAACACCCACUGUCCGACAACAGGCCGCAGACCUGAUCUCGCGCAUUGCCAUGGUCAUGAAACAGUGCGGGGAAGACGCGCUGAUGGGCAAGCUCGGCAUCGUUCUCUACGAAUACCUAGGCGAAGAGUAUCCCGAGGUUCUGGGGUCAAUACUCGGCGCCCUUCGUGGCAUUGUGACAGUCGUCGGCAUCAACCAGAUGCAGCCGCCCAUCAAAGACCUCCUGCCUCGUCUGACACCAAUUCUGCGAAAUCGACACGAAAAGGUCCAGGAGAACACGAUUGACUUAGUCGGCCGUAUCGCCGACCGUGGUCCUGAGUCCGUCAAUGCAAGAGAAUGGAUGCGCAUCUGCUUUGAGCUGCUCGACAUGCUCAAGGCGCACAAGAAGGGUAUCCGCCGCGCCGCCAACAACACGUUCGGCUUCAUUGCCAAGGCCAUCGGGCCGCAGGACGUUCUCGCCACACUGCUCAACAACCUGCGCGUCCAGGAGCGGCAGUCCCGUGUGUGCACGGCCGUCGCGAUUGGCAUUGUUGCUGAAACCUGCGCGCCAUUCACUGUGCUGCCUGCGCUGAUGAACGAGUAUCGCGUGCCAGAACUCAAUGUGCAGAACGGCGUGCUCAAGUCCUUGUCGUUCUUGUUCGAGUAUAUCGGCGAAAUGGCGAAGGACUAUGUCUAUGCCGUGACGCCACUUCUCGAGGACGCCCUGAUCGAUCGCGACCAGGUCCACAGACAGACGGCGGCGAGUGUGGUCAAGCACGUUGCUUUGGGCGUCGUCGGGCUUGGCUGCGAGGAUGCCAUGGUGCACUUGCUCAAUCUGCUGUACCCCAAUUUAUUCGAGACGAGUCCUCAUGUGAUCGAUCGGAUCAUCGAGGCCAUCGAGGCUAUUCGUAUGGCUGUGGGCACGGGUAUCGUCAUGAAUUAUGUCUGGGCUGGUCUUUUCCAUCCUGCUCGCAAGGUCCGCACGCCGUACUGGAGGUUGUACAAUGAUGCCUAUGUGCAUAGUGCGGACAGUAUGGUGCCUUAUUAUCCGGACAUGAGGGAUGAAGGGCUGCCGAGAGAUGAGCUGUACAUUACACUUUAA
This is a messenger RNA of Exophiala viscosa, 3714 nucleotides long. Its product is annotated as U2 snRNP component prp10. The record is from RefSeq and is a predicted model, not a curated record. Gene Ontology annotation, cellular component: U2 snRNP; U2-type prespliceosome; catalytic step 2 spliceosome. The transcript has 2 exons. The coding region runs from base 88 to 3714 and encodes 1208 amino acids. Gene Ontology annotation, molecular function: mRNA binding. Gene Ontology annotation, biological process: spliceosomal complex assembly. NCBI's taxonomy places the organism in Eukaryota, Fungi, Ascomycota, Eurotiomycetes, Chaetothyriales, Herpotrichiellaceae.